UGACAGGUCUGCUAGCACAACAUCUAAAGUCAGCAAUCACAGGAGUCUGUUCAUGUUCUGGAUGUUUACAGCAUGGCUGUGUUUGAGAACUGCUCGGUGCUUUUGGAGCUGAAAAAUCUGCCGUUCAAGGAGAGGAAGAAGUUGAAGUCGGCUAUAACAGAAAAUGGAGGCAGCACGUCCUUUGUGGUCAACAAACAGUGCUCUCUGAUCGUGGUCAGUGACAUAUCCAACCUGAGCUCCAACAGGCUUCGUAGUGUCCAGAGGUACAAAACGCCCGUGGUCGGGGUGGAUUACGUGUACAGCUGUUUGGAGAGAGGAACUCUUUUGCCUGUGGAUGAAUACAAACUGGAUACGUCCUCUCUCUCUGAUUUUUCUCCCGCUCCGUCUCUCUCCUCACCAAGGCGAGAUCCACUCUCACAUCAAGUAACUGAUGUACCAACAACCAGAGCAGUUGCUGGGUCGUCCAAAGGUCGGGAUGUGGACUCUGUAAGGCUGACUCAGAGCGUGGAGACUCAAGAAAAGAGUGGGAGCAUUCUUGAAAGGUUCAGAAUUUAUACUGAAGCUGAUCAUGAUCUUCCAACAUACCCGGAUCAUUUUCAAGUGGCCAAAUAUUCCAUCUUUGAAAAGGUUAACAGCAACACUUGGUGCAUUCUGGAGCUGCAGAGUUCUACAGGAAAGAAAGGACGGCAGUACCGUGUGGUCAAGUACUGCAAGCAUGAUAUAAGAUCAGAUAAAGCAGCAGUGAGGGAUAUGCUGGUGUUUCUGUCCACCUCAGAGGAAGCUCUAGAGGUCUACCAGGCCCUGAAAGAGACCCUGCAGGCUUCAGGUCUGCAGCUCAGGACCAGCAUCCCUCCACGGGCCCGGGACCUGGGCUCCUCCCCCCUCCAGCAGCUGCUGCUGGAGGAGAAGCUGAACACGGGAAGCUUGUCGCAGAGUGUGGGCUUGUUUGUGGAAUUAUUAUGGACCGAGGCCCUGGGUUGCCUUGGAAACAUCCUCAGAGUUUCAGUCGACAAGCUCAGCCUCAACGAUGUGAGCAGGACAGAGGGCUUGUUGAUUCAGGCUCAGAGAAAGCAGAGGGAAGGGAAUCAUGCUGAGGUGGCGUCUCUUCUGAAUGAGGUUUACACCCUGCUGCCGCACAGAGAGCUCCCUCCACCUCCCAACGCUAAGCUCAUCUCUCAGAAACUGGACCUCUGUCAGUUAAUCAGAGAUGUUCUGAACGUGAGUGAGAUGACUCUGAGAAGCCCUACCUGUCUGGGGAAAUAUCGCGCUCUGAGGUGCAGCAUCGAAGCUGUUCCCCCGAGCAGCUCUGAGUUUCAGGAUGUAACUGCUCUGCUGCAGGACAGUACGGUACAGAUCCAACAGGUUGUACGUGUCAGCAGAGGUGUGGAACUUCAGACUUUUAAAAGUGAGCUCGGAAACAUAAAGUCCCUCCUCCACUCCUCCGGCCCCAACAACUUUGUAGGAAUCCUAUCUCGUGGUCUGCUGCUGCCUCGUGUUGGAGUGGAGCAUCAUGGGAUAGAAAGAACAGAUGUUGGUUAUCUUGGAAGUGGAAUCUACUUUACUGAUGCUGUGAGCACCGGUCUGAAAUACUCCAAGCCCAGUGUGACAGAUGGUUCUCGGCUGCUGCUGGUGUGUGACGUGGCAUUGGGAGGAUGCAAAGACGUCCAGAGGAGAGACCCCACACUAACCCAAGCUCCUGAGGGACACGACAGUGUGCAUGGGGUCCGCCGCACCCAAAACACUCAGUCUGAGUUUGAGGAUGAUGAGUACGUGGUUUACAGUCCUGAUCAGGUGAAGCUGAAGUACGUGGUUCAGUUCAGUAUCAGUGGAGACCAACUGCAGGAGUUCAGGCCUUCUAUCAACACCUCAGAUGAGCCAAGUCUGCCCUCUUGUGACCAAGUGACGAGUUCUGAAGAUGAGGAUGAGGAUGAUAGCGAUAGCAUUGACAGCAUUAAAAACCCACUGGAAGAUGUGACAGCUGGACUGUUGGACAGUUCUGGUCAGCGGCUCCCUCUGCAGGCUGUUCAUGUGAAGUGCAAACUGAUGGAUCUGCUCUCUCAGGUCAUCAUCUUCCAAAAAUACACCAAUCUGAGCUCUGUGCCCAUUGAGGCAAAGUACGUCUUCCCAUUGGAUGAUUCUGCAGCAGUAUGUGGGUUUGAAGCUUUCAUCAAUGGGAAACAUGUGGUGGGACAGGUGAAGGAGAAAGAAACCGCUCGCAAGGAGUACAAGCAGGCCAUUGAAAGAGGCCAUGGAGCCUACCUCAUGGACCAGGACGCUCCUGACGUAUUCACUAUCAGUGUGGGCAACCUGCCGCCUGGUGCGACUGUCCUCAUCAAAGUUACCUUUGUGUCUGAGCUGAUCGUCAGAGAUGGGAGUAUUUUCUUCUCCCUGCCUGGGAGUGUUGCUCCGUGGCAGGAGAGUGAAGCGCUCAACCAAACUACACAAGUUACUGUGGAAAAAGUGUGUGUGACUGAUGAAGCAGCAAGUACAAGGGAUUUCACCCUGGAAAUGUCGAUUGAGAUGCCCUAUGAGAUCACCAGCCUGCAAUGCACCACUCACAAAGUCAAUAUGAAGAAAACAGACUGUAAAGCCGUGGUGAGUGUGCUGCCAGGAGAGGUCAUGGGUCUAGAGGGUUUCCAGCUCUUAGUCACUCUGUCUGAGGUCCACCUACCCAGGAUGUGGGUAGAAAAACACCCUGACAAGGAAAGCCAGGCAUGCAUGUUGGUUUUCUAUCCAGACUUUGAAGCAACCUCCAGUUCAACACAGGAUGAAGUCAUCCUGUUGCUUGAUACAUCUGAGUCCAUGAGGGGGGAGACUCUCGGCAGAGCCCAGAGACUCGCCCUGCAGGUCCUCGAAACCCUCGACCAUAACCUCAGACUCAAUGUCAUCUUUUUUGGAACAGAUCACACAGAUGCUUUCCAGACAGCACAGCCACUUGUUGAAGCUCGUCAGGCAGCCAAAAGCUUAAUCAAGCGCUUUUCUCAAGUAGGGGGCAGCACUGAGCUGUGGCGGCCCCUCCGAGCUCUCAGCCUCUUGCCUCCGUCCCGUGGCGUCAGGAAUCUACUGCUACUGUCAGACGGCCAUAUCCAGAACGCGGAGUUCACCUUGCAGCUGCUCAGAGACAACGUCCAGCACAGCCGCCUCUUCACCUGCGGCCUCAGCCCAACAGCCAAUCGGCACAUGCUGAGGGCCCUGGCCCAGGCAGGGGGCGGAGCCUAUGAGUACUUUGACACAAAAACACAACACAACUGGACAGAGAAGGUGGCAUCUCAGGUGAAGCGUAUGGCGUCCCCCGGCUGCAAUUCAGUGUCAGUGAAGUGGCAACAGUUCAACCCAACAGCGCCCCCUCCUGUGCAAGCCCCCAAACAGCUCCAUGCUUUGUUCAAUGACUGUCACACUCUGGUCUAUGGUUUUGUGCCACACUGCACUCAGGCCACCCUCUUUGGCAACUUGAGUGGUCAGGAGCUGAAAACCAUGGUAUCAACCAGUGAGCUGCAGAAAACCAGGGGCACAUUUCUUCACAAGCUCACAGCGAGGGCCCUCAUCAGGGAAUACGAAGAUGGAAGCCUUGAUGCUAGCGAAGCUGAACAUGAGGGGAAGAAAGCUGAGCUGAAGUCCUUCAUCAUUGAGUUAAGCAAAGAGUUCUCCAUCCUGUCUCAGUUCACCAGCUUUGUGGCCAUCGAGGAAAGGGACUCAGAGCAAACAGAGGAAGGCUUCACAGAUAUCCCCAAGUUGAUCGCAGAGGAAGAUGUCGACAUCUUGCCAUACAUGGGCUGGAUGUCUCGUGAGAGCCCUAUAUUGACAGACAUAGCAGACGUGUGUUUUGAUGGCGAUAGUUUUUCUUCGGAGGACGAGGAAGGUUGUCUUCUCGGUUCUUCGUUUUCUUUAGAGGAAGAGGAGGCUCCAAUGUUUUAUUCAGCAAUUGUCUCCGGAUCUCCACCCAUGGACGAGUCAAUGAUAUUCACAGAUUAUGCACCGUCUCUGGAAUAUCAGGCAGAUUUUCUUUGUGCAGAAAGAAAGGGCUCUUACCAUCCUCCUCCUCGUCCUCCUCCUCCUCUUCCUCCUCACGCUCCCCCUCAGUUCAAAUCUUUAUUUUCCCAAACCCAACAAUUCGCAACUGCACAUCCACCUCCACGUCCGCCUUCUUCAAUUCGGCGUCCAUUACUCUCAUUAGAUUCUCAUGAUCUUUCUCCUCCUCCUCCUCCUCACGCUCCCCCUCAGUUCAGAUCUGUAUUGUCCCAACCCCAACAAUUCGCAACUGCACAUCCACCUCCACCUCCGCCUUCUUCAAUUUGUCGUCCAUUACUCUCAUUAGAUUCUCAUGAUCUUUCUCCUUCUCCUGCAUUUGAAUAUCUCAGUGGGAGCACAAGGAUACCCACUAUCAGCCCUAAAAUGUCACAUACUGACAUAAUGGAGUUUUCCCCUGAGCCUUUGGAAUGCACAUCUGCGCGUGUACCUGCUCGAGAUAAUUGGUUUCCAAGACAAGACGCAAGCUUCUCUCUUGGUCAGACCGAACCUAAUUCUGUAGUUCAUGGACAGCCAGAGGGGCUUUCUGUUCCGAUCAGUCACGUAGGAUUUGGAGGGGGAUCGCCUUUGAUGGGAAGGUCCGGCUUUAAGGGAUUGGAAGACUCAUACCAAGUUCAAAGGCGAACUGUUGGUAAACCAAGAAGAGGGUGGACUGAGUCGAUGUCGCAAGAACACACUCCACCAAUGGAUCUCACUGUCAGGGAAAGAGUAAGCCAGAGUAAACCUCUCAAAGAAAUGUUUCCUUUAAGGGGGCGCACUGUAAAAAGCAGAUCAUGCUAUCGGCAACCUGUGUGUCACUCAGCAGUGUCUUCAGGCAAGGAGCCUCUUUUGCGCCUGUCUUCUUCAGGUCGUAGGUCCUACUUGAGGAGCGUGCCCAUUGAUCCUGAAAACCUGAAGCUCAAAUGGACAAAGAUUUUCCAGAUUCAGCAUUCAGAGGGCUACUGGGAGUUAACCCCAGAACUGGGGCAAUUGAUGAAUGUCAACCUAGACUUGUUUGCCAACGUGUUCCUGAAAAACAAGGGCAUCCAGUCUCUAGGUGUGAAAGCCCAUGCUGACAUCCUGAGGCUGGUGGCGACCCUUCUGGUUCUGCAGAUGAUGAGGGUGGAGAAGCUGGAGGAAGGAAAACUGCUCCGCACGCUUUUCCGCCUGAACGACUCCUCACAGCCCAGGCCUGAGCAGUGGGAGGAAGUGAAGAGGGCGGUGGACUGGGUUCGCUGGGCCGACUGGCAGUACCCAUGCGUCUACAGCCGGCUGGAGAUUGGUUUGAGUUGGGAAUCCUGCACUCGUCAGCUGCUGGGCUAUGAAGGCCUCCCUCCCUUCUCACCUCUCAGUGAUCUGAAACUGCAGCAGACCCCUGCACCUCUGCUAGUACUCUGAGCAGGCCAAAAAUACAUGAAGAGAGGAUAGUGUUAAAGAAAUUCACAACAGAUUGCCUUUUUGAGCAGAUGAGAUAAUCUUUUAGAUUUAUUUGUACAUGCAUGUACAUUUCUUUGCCUUAUGUAGAGUAUUCUGAACUAUCAGUUUUGUGCAGUUGCACUAUUUCUGAAACAAACAACCUGUUUUCCUUAGUAUUGGAUCUUUGUUUCUCCAACUUUCUCUGAAUGUUCACAUAACAGUAGUUAUGGAAACACUUCACAGAUUUUCUGGAAAUUCACUUAUUAAAUGUAUGCUACCUUUGGAUGGAAGCCUGGCUUGUGAUAGAGUGGCAGGGUGGAGAGAAGGAUCAUGAUAAGUAGCAGUGUGUUACUGGUGUUGGUUUAUUGAUGUGUUACAGCCUUGUGCUGUCAACUCUUUACAUUGUGUUAUGCUUUCAUUUUUGUGGCGCAGUCUUUUCUGUUUAAUUAGAGCUGGACAAUGCUGCAGCGUCACCCAUCAGCUGAUGAGUGAUUUCCCUCCUUGUCCUACCUUUAUUCUUCAUCCUCAACUGGUCCUCCCCAUCCUCCUCGCCGGCCCCAGCCACCAAUCUCAAGCUUGCACUGUCAAUUGUCCGAACUGAUAAAAGUCACUCAGUGCAAACACCUGGGGUGGCUGUGAUUUGAUUUGAGCAGCCUCCUUGAUGUGGUGUUAACUCAGUUAUCCUGUAAUAGUUAACCCUGCUGUUAGCUUCAAUCUUGUGUGUGAAACGUGUUGUAUGGUUAACUGGCUGAGGCACUGGAUUAACAGCUCUGGGACUGUUUAAGGUAACAAUUGAAAUAAAUUAGUAGUAUCAAAAUUUCUCCUGUCAAACAAUACCUGCAAUCGAUCCUUUUUACACCCAGAGCUAGAAAAUGACUAUUUGACUUUCUACUGAUUUUUGAGCAUUUUGUAUUUAAUAAAUAUGAAUAAUUUGAAGACUUUCAAAAUCAAGUCAUUUAGAUGGGGAGGAGUGGUGGCAUUUUAGGCAAUGUAAUGCUUCUAUUCACAUGAUGGGUAUUGAAUGUGCUCGAUUAGAAUCAGUAUCACUUUAAGGGUACUUGGAUUGGUACUGGUAUCAUAAUCUUUUAAGCAAUACCAAGCCCCACUGGUUUGUGAUUGUUUGUGUUAUACUUCUGUUUUCACAGGUAACAAUAGUGACUUUGUUUUGGCAUUAGUGAAUUAGUAGGUGAUCUUUGGGACUUGGAAGCAGCAUUUUGUACCUGCAGCCCUUACCUUUGUUUCUUGCCUCAGUUGUUGACUAUUUGGUGUUUAUGUUCGAGUUGUAAGUUUUCAACCUCUUAUUGUGAUCCUAAACAACCCUAAAUAAAUGACUGACUACACCAGUGUAGGAGGUAAUUUACACACAUAAUGUUGGAUCUGUAAAAUAACUUUCUGCCACCAAGUUGGCAUGUUUAAGCAUCUACAACUAGUUGUAUUUACAUGAACAAAGACAAGUACUAACGCGUAGUAUCUGUGCUAAUGCCCAUUAUAUAAGUUAUAGUACAGUGGUGUGAAACAUAUGGCCUGCGGACCAGAACCGGCCUGCCAAGGGAUCCAAUCAUUCCCACUGGAUAACUUUGCAAAGUAUGGAAAUUGUAAAAGUAGUUCCAAUUUUUCAAUGAAAUGUAUCGCUAUUUUCACUUGCCGUUCACACUUAAGACUUCUGAUCUUCCUGUGGGCAUCCAUUCAUAAAAAAAAUAGACUUGCAACUUGAUUCAGAUUUCGAGGAAAAAUUGGCCUCGGUGGGCUUGGACACAUUUUAUCAGUAUCUCUUUCAGGGUACCCAAAAUUUUGUGCAUGAUUGGGACGACUUUGUGAAUAAGCUUUUUUUAUUAGAGGAAAGUGUGAUCAAAUCAUAGCAUUUUGUGUAGCAGAAUGAUGUUUUAUUGAGUGUCACUUGCCCUUUGUUAUGGUGGUGGCUGCUAUUGCUUUUGUGUCUGUAACCAUAAACACAAUUCAAAUCUUUUAAAAUGUUUAAGUGUAUAAAGUAUUUUGUCUUGUGCUUCAUAAAUUAAA
This is a messenger RNA of Scomber scombrus (Atlantic mackerel), 7437 nucleotides long. It is a transcript of the gene parp4, whose product is annotated as poly (ADP-ribose) polymerase family, member 4. The transcript has 37 exons. Gene Ontology annotation, molecular function: NAD+ poly-ADP-ribosyltransferase activity. The record is from RefSeq and is a predicted model, not a curated record. NCBI's taxonomy places the organism in Eukaryota, Metazoa, Chordata, Actinopteri, Scombriformes, Scombridae. The coding region runs from base 73 to 5403 and encodes 1776 amino acids.